AGAUGGCAACCUGAGUGUGUCACUGGGAGGGUGAAAUCCAAGUCAAACUUCAUAUUCUUUUUCAGCUAACAUCAUUUUGUUAAUUGCUGUCUAAAAAUUCAUACUGUUUUAUAUCCUUUAUUCCUUUUGGCUUAGGUUAAUGGCAUCAUAUGUUGUUUAUGGGUUUUCAGGGUUCUCAUGGCUUCAUGAAGACACAUCAAUGGCGUGAUUCAAUUGGGGCCUUCAUAAAUGUAGAAGCCUCUGGGACAGGAGGUCCUGAUUUAGUUUGCCAAUCUGGACCUGGUUCUUGGCCCUCUUUUGUCUAUGCCCAAUCAGCAAUUUAUCCCGUGGCACAUAGUGCCGCUCAGGAUGUUUUUCCAGUUAUUCCUGGAGAUACAGAUUACAGGAUAUUUUCCCAAGAUUAUGGCAAUAUUCCUGGCCUGGAUAUAAUUUUUCUUCUUGGUGAUUAUUAUUAUCAUACCUCCUUUGAUACUGUGGACAGACUAUUACCUGGAAGCAUGCAAGCACGUGGAGAGAAUUUGCUUAGCGUACUUAAGGCCUUCACUUAUUCUUCUAAGCUUAAAAGCGCUCGCGAAGGAGAAUCUGUUGGUGCUAGUGCCAACGACUAUAAUGAUGAGCGAGCUGUUUUCUUUGAUUAUUUAACAUGGUUCAUGGUAUUUUACUCAAGGAGGGUAGCUGUGGUACUUCAUAGCAUACCUGUUGCCAUUUUCUUUGUUAUGCCAUUCUUUUUGUGCCUGCUGAAUUCUGGCUUACUUCGAAUGUUGAUCCAUGCCACUGGAAUUUUGCUGGCUAUUAUCUUCCCAAUUAUGUUUUCUAUCCUUAGAUUGCAAUUCUCUAGCUAUGCGAUUAACUGGUUUUCUAAUCCAUACUUGGUUUUCAUGAUGUUCAUUCCCUGCUCACUUCUUGGUCUAUUGAUCCCAAGAGUAAUUUGGUUUUCUUUUCCUUUAUCAAGAUGUUUCAGUUCUCAAGAUACCGAAAGGGACCCUUUGGAUCUGCUGUCACAACUGGUAGUCUCCUCUGAGAUGGCACUAUCUGAUGAAGCAAGAUUCUGGGGAGCAUUUGGAUUCUAUGCUUUAGUAACUUUGGCUUAUCUUGUUGCUGGCCUAAGUGGAGGCUUCUUGACAUUUUUCUUUGAUGUGUCUAUGCUAAUUGCAUGGAUUUUCUUUUCACUCAUGGUCAAGUCUUGCGGUCAUCAAGCAUUCAGCAUGUUUCAUCCACUCCAGUGUUUAGGUUUUGUCUUGCUUUUCCUUGCUAUUUCUUUUAUUGGGGGUUAAAGGAAAGACAAAUGCUAAGUGGAAAAAAGAUAAAUGCUUGUCCUUAUUUGCAUGGUUUAAUGGAAAAGAGAAAAAUUGAUAGCUCCAGAACCCAUUCAGUUUCUCUCCCAAAGCGGCAAAGGGUUGAGUCAACUGUUAGCCCAUAUGACCUGGAAUUAUCAUGUGAUGACAAAUUUUUUGUUGACAUUUUCAUUUCUUCUUGAUUAUGUAACUGCAUAAAAGAUACUAAUCUGGUUGUUGCUGCAGAGGCAGCUUGAGCUUGAUAUUAGGAGAUUGUGUAAUGUUCUUUGUUGUUUAUUGUAGUUUCUUUAUUCCUGUUAAGUGUAAUCUCCCUCCUAUGUUCUUAUGGUUCUUUUUUUUUUUUUCUUUCCUUUCUUUCUUUGCUUUCUCUAUCAUAAAAUCCCUGUUUUUACUGCUACUGUAUAAAAGCUAUAUAGCACAGAAAACUGAAUGUAGCCUGAUUAAAGUUAUAUCUUUCAGUUCAGCAGUUUUUUAUGUGCUUCCACGAAUUCCAUGCCUUACAUACUCUGUUUACUUUGGUGGGUUUCUUGUGCAAUUUUUGAUUGAGAAGAUGGGGUAUUACAUUUCAGAUAUUGUAGUGGCAGCAAUAGUUGGAAUUGUAACUGGUUGGUGUGUGGAUCCUUUGAUACCAGUUUGUGGUAAUUGGUUGGCCAGACCAUCAAUCUUGCAAUUUUUGCUUCAUCUUAUUGUGCUUGCCAUGGCUCUGUCAUCCCAGUUUUUUCCAUAUAGUACAGCUGCACCUAAGAGGGUUGUUUUCCAGCACACAUUUCAAACUUCAGAUGCAAAUCAGCUCAUUGAUUCCAGUUACCAUUUUUUGGAUUCCAAUUCUUUAU
This is a messenger RNA of Rubroshorea leprosula, 2128 nucleotides long. NCBI's taxonomy places the organism in Eukaryota, Viridiplantae, Streptophyta, Magnoliopsida, Malvales, Dipterocarpaceae. The record is from the annotation of a GenBank genome assembly.